AUGCGGAUACUGAUGGUGGGAUUGGACGCCGCCGGUAAGACCACCAUCCUCUACAAGCUGAAGCUGGGUGAGAUCGUCACGACGAUACCCACGAUAGGGUUCAACGUCGAGACAGUGGAGUACAAGAACAUCAGCUUCACGGUGUGGGACGUGGGCGGCCAGGACAAGAUCCGACCCCUGUGGAGGCACUACUUCCAGAACACGCAGGGCCUGAUCUUCGUGGUGGACAGCAACGAUCGGGACAGGAUUGGAGAGGCGCGCGAUGAGUUGCACAGGAUGCUGAACGAGGACGAGCUGCGCGAUGCAGUGCUGCUGGUGUUUGCCAACAAACAGGAUCUGCCCAACGCGAUGACUGCAGCCGAGAUCACUGACAAACUGGGUCUGCACUCACUGCGCCAGCGCCACUGGUACAUCCAGAGCACUUGCGCGACAUCUGGGGAGGGAUUGUAUGAGGGGCUGGACUGGUUGUCGGCCAACAUUGCCAACAAGCAGUAA
Ostreobium quekettii is the source of this 495-nucleotide messenger RNA. NCBI's taxonomy places the organism in Eukaryota, Viridiplantae, Chlorophyta, Ulvophyceae, Bryopsidales, Ostreobiaceae. The record is from the annotation of a GenBank genome assembly.